GAAAACCCCGUUGUGUCCGACCGAAGUGACAGAACAAGGGCAACCACCGGUCGACGGUAAGCAACGAUGAGUACCGCCAACAACAGCACAACCACCACGACCACGAGCGGUGGGAAUGAUGGCAGCAGUGGCGGAGCUGGAGGAAGCACCGGGAGCAGCAUCGAAGCGGAAUACAACGAAAUCGUAUCCCGGAGAGGUUGGCCAAUGGUAUUCCAGGAUAUUCGCGAGCGCAGCGACAUUCAGGCACGGGCGAAAAAGUUUUCCACCGACGAAUCGAAAAAGUUGGACAAUCGGCGACUGAAUCGUUACCGGGACGUGCUACCGUACGAUCAUUCCCGCGUAGCCCUGAAGCGUGGCGAAGGUGACUACAUUAACGCGAAUCUGGUGAAGAUGGAACGAGCUGGGCGGAAGUAUAUUCUCUGCCAGGGACCGCUUCCCCUAACGGUGGGCCACUUUUGGCUGAUGGUGUGGGAGCAUGAUUCGCAUGCCAUCCUAAUGCUUAACAAGCUGAUCGAACAAACGACCGUCAAAUGUCACCAGUACUGGCCGGCCAAGAUCGGCGAACAGCAUCGGCUCGAGCUGGCCGAUGUUCAGCUGUCGGUGGUACAUCUGAAGUGUGUGGAGUAUAAGAAUUUCUGCAAAAGAACUUUCAGACUGACGGACAUGGAGACGGGCAAAAGCCGCGAAGUGAUACAGUUUCACUACACGACUUGGCCGGAUUUUGGCAUCCCUAGCUCGCCGGUAGCAUUCCUGCAAUUUCUGAAGGAGGUACGCGACUCCGGGACGCUCGAUCGUGACGUUGGCCCACCGAUUAUCCACUGCAGUGCUGGUAUUGGGCGUUCCGGGACGUUUUGCUUGGUGGACUGCUGUCUUGUGCUGGUCGAUAAGGAGGGAGAGGAUCGGGUUUCGGUUCAGGAUGUGCUGCUCGAGUUGCGGCAGUAUCGAAUGGGACUGAUUCAAACACCGGAUCAACUGUACUUCUCGUAUCAGGCCAUCAUCGAAGGAAUGAAGCGUAUGAAUAACUCCUCGUUCGAGGAGUUUGAAGAGCUGUCCGUGGUGUCCUCGUCCAGCCAGCAGAACAGCGACCAGGAGGAUAACGAGGAUACACCACCGCCCCUACCGCCCCCUCGUACCCAUUCGCUCACGUCCAAACCGUUACCGGUCAUUCCGACGAGCGAGAGCGUACACGAGGAGUUCCUGCUCGGUAGCAGUAACGGGGGCGAUCGGGACAAGGUGAACAAUCUGGUAAAUCUGGAGAAGAGCAAGCAAUUUGAGAUGAGUGACGAAAACCAUCACCACCAUCAUCACAACAAUCAUCAUCAUAAGCGAAAUGACAGCAGCAACAACCACAACCAUCAUCACCAUCCGUACAGCAAUCGGCCAUUACCGCCGAUCGUGCGUGAUAGUUCGCUGUACAAGGUGAAUGAACUGGAUAGCGAUGGUGGUGGGGGUGGUAAUGGGGAUGGUAGCAGCGGUAGCGAUGGUAGCGAUUCCAACGCGAUGAGCAGCGAGGACGAGCUGAUCGAGGAGAACGAUAGCGAUAUCGGCGAGGAGGAAGAUGACGAUGAAGAUGAGCUGGAGGAGAAGAACCGCGGCACCAUUGGCCGAUCCGACGUUCCGUCCGAUAAUAGUGAUAACAUUAAAAGCUCCUUGCUGGACGAAAGCAGCAGCACGACAACGGCAACGACGACGACGACGACUACCGCCUCCAGUAGCGGUGGCACAUCGACGGGCAUAUCUAGCUCGACGUCGGUGUCUACCACCUCGUCCACCACAGCCAGUGCGAUCGGAUCGAACAAUUCGACGCUGGAAUCGACACGAGGUGGCAUUGACUCAAGCGAUCAGCACGCGUUUAACGCCAACUCGAGCCUACCACCGUUGCCGAACGGUGCGCUGGAUGAUGGUGAUGAUCCGGUAUCCAGCCCGGAGCGAGAACUGUCACCGAGCGCCGAACUGCGACGCCGCAAGCGUUUCGAGCGCCAGUCCGCGAUGGAAGAGAAGAUACGCGAGAUCAAGCGGAAGCGGAAAGAGGUCGAAAGCAAGGGAUCGCCGAAAAAGCGCAGGAAACAAAAAGAAGCAGAGAAAUGAUAUUUGGAAAUUCCCUGGAAGGUAUACUUUAUAUGUCACAUUUAAAGUAAUCCUUUUAUACACCCGACAUCAA
Messenger RNA from Anopheles maculipalpis, 2161 nucleotides. It is a transcript of the gene Ptp61F, whose product is annotated as tyrosine-protein phosphatase non-receptor type 61F. Gene Ontology annotation, biological process: protein dephosphorylation. The transcript has 8 exons. The record is from RefSeq and is a predicted model, not a curated record. NCBI's taxonomy places the organism in Eukaryota, Metazoa, Arthropoda, Insecta, Diptera, Culicidae. Gene Ontology annotation, molecular function: protein tyrosine phosphatase activity. The coding region runs from base 67 to 2088 and encodes 673 amino acids.